This is a messenger RNA of Fusarium coffeatum, 534 nucleotides long. RefSeq lists its product as uncharacterized. The transcript has a single exon. Gene Ontology annotation, cellular component: mediator complex. The coding region runs from base 1 to 534 and encodes 177 amino acids. Gene Ontology annotation, biological process: regulation of transcription by RNA polymerase II. Gene Ontology annotation, molecular function: transcription coregulator activity. The record is from RefSeq and is a predicted model, not a curated record. Lineage: Eukaryota; Fungi; Ascomycota; Sordariomycetes; Hypocreales; Nectriaceae.
AUGUCUUCUCCGAACGAUGUUAGUAUGGCAGGCGCCGAAACAUCGCGCAGCUAUGAGCCCUUCACUGUGGAGGAAAACAUCCGACAGCUCAACGCCAUCGAUCAACAAAUUGUUCAGCUCAUGAAGCACACUGCCACAGCCCUCAAUGCACUCACAAUACCGUCCACGCCAGAGUCCAACCAAACCCAAGAUCCAGCAGCUGAGCCUCCCAAGCCAUCAUUGGACCCUCCCGCACAGAAGGAUGCUUUUCGCUCAGCGACAGAUUCAUUCCUCACCUCACUACAUGCUGUUGACGUCAAAAUGAAGCGACAGAUCUUUGCUCUCGAGGAGGCUAGUAUCAUCAAUCUGGCGCCUCCGCAGCGUCAAGAGAAUAACGGACCUGUUCUGGCAUCGCAGAAACCCAACGGAGUUGGAGCCGUCGGUAAUAUCGGUGCUGGCUGGCUGAACAGCCGGGGUACAAGGGUGGAGAGGGAUAUGGAAGCAGAACUUUGGGAAAAGGCCAAGGACUUGCUGAAGAAGAAUGAAGCGUCUUAG